AUGGAAGAUACAUUCGUCACCUCAGUUCUGGAUUUGUAUCAAAAGGGCGAUUGGAAAAAUAUUGUGGAAACCUAUAAUAAGUACCCGGGGAGGAACAAGCUGCUCUGGGUCUUCCCUAGCGAAGAAAAUUUUGUUUUUAUCAGAAAAACUUUAAAAAUGCUUUCAUGUGAUCGCGUACUUAGUAUUGGAUGUGGCAGCGGACUUCUAGAAUGGAUGAUUUUUAAAGCAACAGAUAUUCCUGUAUCGGGGAUAGAAGUAGAUGGAACAUGGUGGAAGUGUAAAUAUGCCCCGCCCACAUUUAUUGACCUCUUUAUCACUUCGCCCGAGUUAGACAAGGACAAAACCACGAUUCGUGUCCUAACCAACUGCAAUAAAACUGCCAUACUCUUUUGUUAUUUCAACGAUGGUGUUGCGUUUAAGAGUUAUUUGAAAUAUUUUUCUGGCACAGUUUUGAUUAUAAUUGGUCCAAAUAAAGAGGGCGUGCAUACCAGUCCUAAGCCUUUCGGAGAUGUUAGCGAAGAAUGGACAUUAUACGCUUCGCAAGAAGUACGCGAUAGUUCUGAUUUUAUUGCUAUUUAUUGUAAAAGUGAUAAGUAA
Molecule: messenger RNA, 597 nt
Organism: Leptosia nina
Lineage: Eukaryota; Metazoa; Arthropoda; Insecta; Lepidoptera; Pieridae
Source: the annotation of a GenBank genome assembly